This is a messenger RNA of Anoplopoma fimbria (sablefish), 882 nucleotides long. RefSeq names its product retinal G protein coupled receptor b (gene rgrb). The transcript has 7 exons. Lineage: Eukaryota; Metazoa; Chordata; Actinopteri; Perciformes; Anoplopomatidae. The record is from RefSeq and is a predicted model, not a curated record. Gene Ontology annotation, biological process: phototransduction; visual perception; G protein-coupled receptor signaling pathway. Bases 1 to 882 code for a protein of 293 amino acids. Gene Ontology annotation, molecular function: G protein-coupled receptor activity. Gene Ontology annotation, cellular component: membrane.
AUGGCAGCGUUUACACUACCGGAGGGAUUCACGGAGUUUGAUAUGUUUACAUUCGGCUCUGCGCUUCUUGUUGGGGGCAUGCUUGGAUUCUUCCUCAAUGCCAUCAGCAUCAUUUCUUUCCUCGCAGUGAAGGAGAUGCGGACUCCCAGCAACUUCUUUGUGUUCAACCUCGCUGUGGCUGACAUUUGUUUGAAUAUUAAUGGACUCACAGCUGCGUACUCGAGCUACCUCAGAUAUUGGCCAUUUGGGCAAGAUGGAUGUGCCUGUCAUGGUUUUCAGGGCAUGAUUGCGGUCCUGGCGUCCAUCAGCUUCAUGGCUGCCAUCUCCUGGGACAGAUAUCACCAGUACUGCACCAGACAGAAGCUCUUCUGGAGCACUACGUUGGUCAUGAGCGGCAUCAUCUGGAUCCUUUCCAUCUUCUGGGCUGCUGUUCCUCUCAUGGGAUGGGGCGUCUAUGACUUUGAGCCUAUGAGGACUUGCUGCACGCUGGACUACACCAGAGGGGACAGGGACUAUGUGACCUACAUGCUGACUCUAUGCUUGCUCUAUCUGAUGUUCCCAGCUUUCACCAUGUUGUCAUGUUACGAUGCCAUCCACAAGCAAUUUAAGAAGAUCCAUCAUCACAGGUUUAACACCAAUGUGCCCUUGAGGGUAAUGUUGAUGUGCUGGGGCCCCUACGUCCUCAUGUGUGUCUACGCCUGCUUUGAGAACGUGAAGGUCGUAUCUCCAAAGCUAAGAAUGGUGCUUCCAGUUCUUGCAAAGACAAAUCCCAUCUUCAACGCUCUCCUCUACUCGUUUGGAAAUGAGUUCUACCGAGGCGGCGUGUGGAACUUCCUCACCGGGCAGAAGAUCGUUGAUCCGGUUAUCAAGAAGUCAAACUAA